Orussus abietinus is the source of this 1074-nucleotide messenger RNA. RefSeq names its product serine/arginine repetitive matrix protein 1-like. The coding region runs from base 1 to 1074 and encodes 357 amino acids. The transcript has 2 exons. Lineage: Eukaryota; Metazoa; Arthropoda; Insecta; Hymenoptera; Orussidae. The record is from RefSeq and is a predicted model, not a curated record.
AUGACUACCGACCGAAACCUCACCGACUUGCUUAACCUGACUCAGGACCACAUGCAAAUGACGGAGAAAUCCUCACGUGAAACCGUACGUCAUUACAUAGAUAGAGUCAGCCAAUUAGCCAGGAGAAUAAAAUCCGCCAUCAGAGAUAGCCCACAGGGUCAAUCUACGAGCGAGGGAGUCAAUCAAGCCCUUCUCGACAAUUUCAUCCUAGGUUUGCCAAGUAAAAUGAAGGCCUAUGUCUACGCCAAAAAUCCUAAAACCCUUGACGAUGCAUUUAACCAGGUUUUACAAUACGAAAAAAUCCGAGAUGACAGCCCGGUCAUAUGGGAACCCAGGGACAGGUAUAAUUCUCCCGACUACCACCGGCAUAGAAGUCCCCAUAGGAACUACCAUUACGACCCUAACCAAUACGACAGACCUCCCCCUCACGUGACAUAUCCUCAACAACCUAGACAAUACGAUAGAUAUCCGGAAAGACGCUACGAAAGGCCUAGUAGAAGCAUCAGUCCACGGGCCGAGGCAAUGCACUCCUUAGUUAGCACUUCCGAGCACAGGCCUCGCAUCCCGACACCUCCACCUUGCCGUUCGGACGAUGACCUGCUGAAUGCUUUAGCAAAAUUAUUAAGCGGAAGGUUCCCAAAACCCAAGUCACCCGAACCCUCUCACCGAGAUAAUUAUAAUCGAGAUCCUAGUCCUAAUCCGCGAUAUCGAAACUCCUACAAUCUCCGAAAUAAUGAAUCCCCGCAACCUAAUCCACAAUACAGAAACCGAACUCCUGAACCUCCACCUAGAACGGCACGAUCAAAAUCACCAUAUCCCGAUCCAAGACUCUACGACCCCUACGCACCCUCGCGGUCCCGGUCGCCAUCACCCGGCGCCCCCCUUAGAAGGACACCGAGAGAACCCAGCGGCGCUCCAUCAUCAAAUUCGUACCGAAAUUUAAACUCCGAGGGUGCUCGCCAAGUCCUCAACGAGGCGAGCGCGUACCCGAGUCGCGACCCUCGAAACGUGACCUUCGCGAACCAGAACCCCCAGAACCCGACUGCUUGGUCAGAAAGGCACCGUCGCCUGUGA